Molecule: messenger RNA, 2439 nt
Organism: Myxocyprinus asiaticus (Chinese sucker)
Lineage: Eukaryota; Metazoa; Chordata; Actinopteri; Cypriniformes; Catostomidae
Product: toll-like receptor 1
Exons: 1
Coding region: 1-2439 (812 amino acids)
Biological process (GO): inflammatory response; immune response; toll-like receptor signaling pathway
Cellular component (GO): membrane
Molecular function (GO): protein binding; transmembrane signaling receptor activity
Source: RefSeq, a predicted model, not a curated record
AUGGAAGGACGGCAACUCUUCCCUGAUGUUUUCCUGGUUUUGUUGCUCCUAGUAAAUGAGGGACGCUCUACACCUUCUCUGCAACUCGCAGUGCCAUGUUCUGUUGAAGCACAAUUUAGAAUUGAUUUGUCAAAUCACAAUCUGGACGACGUCCCCUCUAAUCUUCCAAAAUCCACCCAGUACUUGGAUCUGUCGUACAACAAAAUCCAGACCCUCUCAAGUGGAGCUCUAGCCUUCUUGUCACACCUCUGCGUCCUAAAGAUCUCCCAUAACAGCCUACAUUUUAUCUCACCAGCAGCUUUCCAUGAAAACUCCAGACUACAAGAACUCGAUCUUUCCUUCAAUAAGUUGAUGGCUAUCCCUGAGAUCCAGCCGCUGCCUGACCUGAGCAUCUUGGACCUGUCAGAGAACCUUUAUGGUACUUACGCCUUUGGAAAAUCAUAUGAAAGAAUGCAGAGCUUAACUUUCCUCUCUGUUGGGAGUCCCCAAGCCUCUGUGAUUAAGCAAUCAGAUUUCAGCCCUCUCAAAAACCUUUUCCUGAAACAGCUAAUUCUUGGAGUUGGUGGCGAGUUGACCGGAUAUGAGCCUGGCUCCAUUUCCAAACUUGUAGACUUGAAGGAGCUCACACUGAAGAUGACCUUCUGCCUUAGACCCAAACUCUUUUCUAAAUUGCUUGAAGAUUUAAACGAGACCAAAUUGGAGAAAAUUAUCCUCGUAAACUUCCUUCCAGAAUUUUGCCACGUGCCUGAUGACCUCACUGAUGGUUUCAAGCACAUGCAACAAAAAGAAGUCACCUUUGAAAGCACCGAAUUUAAAAGUUCUGUAUUGUCAAAGUUACUAACAAACAUCAUCCAGUCUCCAGUUCAAAGUUUGUCUGUUGUAAAUAUGACCUUUUCACAGGACACAGAACAAGGAAUUAAUAUCCUCAGUGUCCCGGAUGCAAGUAAAAUCGGAAGUCUUAAAACGGUAAUGUUUGACAAAAUGCAUAACAAAAAAUAUUUGCUCCCUAAAGUUUUGAUCAAUGGUUCGCUCUUCUCUGGUGUAAAAAAGUUCAAGUUCUCACACUCUGGCAUGAUAAUUGUACCUUGCGGAUUAUUAGGCGAUUUGUUGUUGGAAGAGCUAGAUGUCUCCAAUAACCUUUUGACAGGCGGUGGUCUAUGGUACAAGUGCCCCAAUGAUCAUCCUUUCCCAGUCCUGAAACGGCUCAUUUUGAGGGAAAACAGUUUUAAGGACCUCCCCUUUAUUGCAAAUAAAACCCACUUAAUGUCCUGUUUGCAGGCCCUCGAUUUGAGUCGGAAUUCGUUAGAAGGUUCCGGAAGGAGUAUAUGGCCAUCUCACCUCAAAGAGCUCUCAUUGAGUGAAAACUUCCUGGGAGAAUCUGUGUUCAGUCACCUCUCUCCACACUUAAUUUCUCUGAAUCUAUCAUGGACUGCCAUCACAACCCUUAACACCGAUUCUCUUCGGCAGCUCAAGAACCUGAAAAAGCUCGAUCUGAGCUCUAAUUUCAUCAGGUCACUUCCUUUAGAUCUGUCAUUGCCUGCAUUGGAGGAGUUGCAUUUGGACAACAACGACAUCACUUCUUUCCAACCGGGUACAUUCCAAGGACUCCCAAAGCUGAGGAAGCUUAAAGCUGGAAAUAACUCAUUCAUUUGUGACUGCAAUCUCUACUGGUUCAUUGCUAUCUUCAACAAAUCACUGCUUGUGGGUUGGCCAUUGGACUACAAGUGCAAGUUCUCAGAAACACUCUUGCGAGACAUCCAUCUCAGCAGGAUAUCUUGCGACCUGUGUAGUCAGUUACUUGUUUCCGUGACUGUCAUUCUCUUUGUCUCUUUUUCUUUAGGGGUUGUCUUUAAUGUUUUAGAUGGUGCAUGGUACAUUAGGAUGCUAUGGAUUUGGCUGAGAGUGAAGCGUAGGGGGCAACAGGAGGCGGGUCGAUUGGACAGCGCUUCGUUACGAUACCAUGCGUUCAUCUCUUACAGUCAAACUGAUGUCCACUGGGUUUCCACACAGUUGAUCCCAAACCUGGAGGAAGCCAGCUUCCGAUUGUGCAUCCACGAGCAAGACUUUCUCCCAGGUGCCUGGAUUAUUGACAACAUCAUUAACUGCAUCGAGAGGAGCUACAAAAUGGUGUUUGUGUUGUCUCAGAGCUUCGUGCAGAGCGAGUGGUGUAACUACGAACUGUUGUUUGCCCAGCACAGAGCCCUUACGACCCGGCAGGACUCUCUGGUCUUUGUUCUUCUGGAGCCCAUUCCUCCAGACUCCCUGCCUAGAAAGUUUCUGCGUUUGAGGAGCCUACUCCGAAAGCAGACCUAUCUGCAGUGGCCCAAGUAUAAAAUGAAGCAGAGGAUUUUCUGGGCCAGUCUAAAAACCACGCUUUGCACAGCAGACAUGGUGCUAAACCAUGUAGCGGGGGAGAUUGUGAAACUGUGUCCUAGAUGA